Messenger RNA from Tachysurus vachellii, 1383 nucleotides. RefSeq names its product transcription factor AP-2 delta (activating enhancer binding protein 2 delta) (gene tfap2d). The record is from RefSeq and is a predicted model, not a curated record. Gene Ontology annotation, cellular component: nucleus. Bases 37 to 1383 code for a protein of 448 amino acids. Gene Ontology annotation, biological process: regulation of cell population proliferation; regulation of transcription by RNA polymerase II; anatomical structure development. The transcript has 8 exons. Lineage: Eukaryota; Metazoa; Chordata; Actinopteri; Siluriformes; Bagridae. Gene Ontology annotation, molecular function: RNA polymerase II transcription regulatory region sequence-specific DNA binding; DNA-binding transcription factor activity, RNA polymerase II-specific.
GAGGAUAAUCCGGGGAGUUUUGUCGGGAGCGCGAAAAUGUCAGCCACCUUUCCGGGACUGGUUCAUGAUGCAGAGAUACGUCACGACGGAUCAAACAGCUACCGUUUGAUGCAGCUCGGCUGCCUGGAGUCAGUGGCCAACUCGUCGGUGGCUUACUCGUCGUCGUCUCCGCUCACAUACCCGGCCACCGGGACCGAGUUUGCGUCGCCGUACUUCCCUGCAAACCACCAGUACACGCCCUUGCACCAUCAGUCUUUCCACUACGACUUCCAGCACGGGCACCACGCGGCCGUGAACGCCGACGCAUACUACUCGCAGCAAUACUACCAGCAGUUGCACCAUCACGGCGAGCCGACCGACUUCAUCAACCUGCACGGCGCGCGUGCGCUUAAGUCGUCGUGCCUGGACGAACAGCGGCGCGAGCUGGGCUGCCUGGACGCCUACCGACGUCACGACCUAUCGCUAGUGAGCCACGGCUCGCAGUACGGUGUGCACCCCGAACAAAGGCUGCUGCCGGGGGCCGGUCUGGGGCUUCCGCCGCCGGGGGCUGAUGACCUACAGGGGUCUGUGGACGCGCAAUGCGGGCUCAUGUUGAACGGACAAGGCGGGGUUAUCCGGCGAGGAGGCACAUGUGUGGUGAACCCUACAGAUCUGUUCUGCUCAGUUCCUGGGCGUCUCUCUCUCCUCAGCUCUACCUCCAAAUACAAAGUGACCAUAGCAGAAGUCAAGAGGCGACUCUCUCCUCCAGAGUGUCUGAAUGCCUCACUGCUGGGGGGCAUCCUCAGGAGAGCAAAGUCUAAAAAUGGCGGUCGGUGUCUGAGAGAGAAGUUGGACAGGUUGGGGCUGAAUCUCCCAGCAGGCCGGAGGAAAGCCGCCAAUGUCACACUGCUCACGUCUUUAGUGGAAGGUGAAGCCCUACAUCUGGCAAGGGAUUUCGGCUACACCUGUGAGACAGAGUUUCCCACUAAAGCUGUGGGCGAACAUCUGGCCCGGCAGCACACGGAGCCUAAAGAGCAGAACGCACGCAAGAAAAUGGUGCUGGCCACCAAGCAGAUUUGUAAGGAAUUUCAAGAUUUGUUAAGUCAGGAUCGUUCUCCAUUGGGUUCAUCAAGACCGACACCAAUCUUGGACUUAGAUAUUCAGAGACAUCUAACACAUUUCAGUCUGAUCACACACGGUUUCGGGACGCCGGCAAUCUGCGCGGCUCUCAGCACCUUCCAGACGAUCCUCAGUGAAAUGUUGAACUACUUGGAGAAGCACUCGGCCAAUAAGAGCACGGGGACACCGGACGGCGGCCAGAUCAACUCUAACUCGGAAAAGACGCCGCUACGCAAAACAAACGAGGCGCCGUCAAAAGACGGAAAAAUGGAGAAAACGGAAUGA